GUGUAAACUGUCAAAGUUGUCACAAAAUUGUGAGAGAAAUUGAAACACAUCCCCUUGCGAUUUUUCUCAUUUUAUUUCCCAAAUUAUUACACAAAAAAGGUGGUUUUAAAUGUAGUCAAUUGCCGUGAAUGUGAGUGAGACAGUUUUUGUUGUAGGCCAAACAAUUUUCCCAUCAACGAACAUUUGGAGAAGAGAAAGUUUUCCCGUGUGAAAUGUCAACAUCGGAGCACUAAAACAAUUUUUGACACCACCCACGGAUGGAGUCGAAGAAUCUUGCUCACGAGAACUUCAAAUACCCCGACGCGGUAUCGGUGAACUUCAACGGAGUCACCACACUCAUGGAGCUGUCGCCGGACACCCCGUCCGGGCAGGAGAGGCUCCACGGUAGCCCGGCGCGGAAGAAGAUGAAAAAGUCGAAGAAAGUGCUGAAGAAUGAAUCCCCAGAGAGAAAACAGAGGACUGAUACAGGCAAUAAGAAUUCCAAUUUUCACAUUUUCGACAAACUGAGGGAGCUCUAUAUGGAACUAUCAGCAGAGGAUGUGGACUUUCAGCACACCAACCUCGGAGCGAAGACAUCCUUUUUGCUGGACAAGCUAGUCGCGAAGGAGAACCUCAAUACGUUGAUAUUGAAUCUCUAUCCGGGCAAUAAGGGGUACUCGCUGGCAUUCAAGGGGGACGUGGAGGUGAUCGAUGUGGCCAAUCACAUGAUGGACUGCAAUCCGCAGACGCGGAAAGCCCUGGCAGCGCCCAAGGAAAAGAUUCAGGAAACAAUACGGUGGCCUUAUGAGGAGGAGGAUCUCCUCGAGUGUAUCGACAAUGAGACACUGCCCCUCGUGCUUGUCGACCUCUUUCAAACCAAGUGUCCUAAUCUCUUCUACUCUGGAUGUGUGAUCGUCGAGGUGCGCGACUACCGGCAAUCCUUUCCCAUCUACACAUGUGAUACAUAUCAUGUGCUCCUGCGGCCCACCAAUCAAACCCUCAUUGCUGACGUGAAUAGCCUCACAAGUGUGGGGCAGUGGACGCAUGAGGAGAAGCUGGCACUUGAGAGUCAACUUGUGUUGGCAACAGCUGAACCACUGUGUCUCGAUCCGAAUCCCGCCAUUGGGAUACAUGUGAUCAAUAGCCAGCACCAACGGCGAAUGUUCAAUACGAAGGAUAUUAGGCGCAAGACGAAAAAGUUCACGCAGGUAUCGAUUAAUCGUAAACGGAAAACCGAUCAGUUUACCCAUCACUAUGGGUUGGAUCUCUAUGACUACAUGUCGCGCUUCCGGCAGAGGUCGCGACAUAUGAAAGUUACACCAAGUACGACAACGUCCGCCAAUGCUCUCAGCUCAAGCUCCUUCACCAACUCCAUGGCAUUCCGGUUGCAUCAGCAGCAGAAGAAGACAGCCGAUGGGAUGAGUAGUGCUGUCCAACAGCCACCUGUACCCUCACCCUACCUCGGCUUUCCACCACUCACACCGCCGGCGGAGGUCAAUGUGCACAAAUUCGCACGCGCCUACGAACGCCCCAAGGAGACCAAGGAUUGCAUGCCGCAACUCAUUGAGCAGUACAUCCUGGAGACGGAUCACAUGGAGACAAAUCAACGUGGCCGAGUGUACUACAUAAAGCUCUCAAUCUUCCAACGUCCAGCCAAUAAUGAGUACUUGGGGGAGUUGUAUGUGGAUAAGGACUACCGUGAAGAUGUGCGCAAUGGGGAAGCGUGCCAAUUCACCCUUGGUACGCGUGCCAAUGCCAAUAAAUAUAUCCAACAAUUUUCGGAAAUCAUCACAGAGGAAGGAAGGUUGCGUGUCAAAAUUACGCAUCUUGUUCCCGGACAACCGCCAAGGGUCACAUGCACGGCGGGAGUUCAGGAAACUCCAAUAAACCACCGGCAGCCGCAGCAGCAGCAGCAGCAGCAACUACAGCAACAACUGCAGCAGCAGCAGCAGCCACAACAGACAAUCACACAAUUCCCACCGGCAACGUAUGCAAAUGAUGGUGGAAGUGGGAAUGCAACUGAGCAACCAGCACCGGUACCGCAACAAUUGCCAGCAGCACCAGUAAUGACACCCCAACAGGUGUCGCAACAACAACUACCAACGGCAGCUCCAUCUGGCUCAAUAAUGGUAUUCCAGCAACCUGGUGGUGUUUCGAACUUCCUGCCAAUACGACAGAAUAUUCUGCCCAGUGAAAUGGGGGUUUCACUGCAGGGGCGCACACACCAGGUGGUGCCAAUUGCAGCAAAGCCCACCCUUGCAAAUCCCACAAUUAAUGCAAUUGUGACGAAUCUCAUAAGUUCAUCAGAGGCGUCACAGGGUACAGUUGGGGGUGAAUUGUACGGGCAGAGCCCGAGUAAAUCAUCAAAUAACUCCACAAUAAUAAAUCUCCUCAAUUCAGCUCCCGCCGCAAUGAAUAUCUCAAAUGUGAAUAGUUUUCUAUCACCGCCGGCGUACAAGGAGCUAACGGGGGCCCCUGAUGGUGCUGAGAAGCACAAACAGCCGGGCACAAAGGUGGCCCCCGUGAAGGUGGAGAAGGAUAUUAAUUCACUACAUCAGCAACACAUUAAACUCCAGGCGCAUCCAAUUCCAUCGACGCUUGUUAGUCAACUUGUCUCCCCACCAUUGACGGUUACAACGUCAGAGUUGGAUUUGAAGAGAACCCCAACGGCUGUAGCUAUUGCCGGUGGGGCAACACUCAAGCGUCCGGCACAGCAGCAGCUACUAAUUGCGAGUAAUUCAUGUAAUAAAAUCAGCCUGAAGCCACAGCCGAAUCAUGGGCCGCAAAAAAUCUCAAAACUAAGUUUUCCGGUGACGGAAUUAACGGGACUCCUGACAACCCCGGCGACACCACAGGAAAUCCCCGCGACUGUGGCAUUUGCACAACCGAAACAAUUUGUAACGGGGGACAUACAACUCACUGCCCGGAAUCUCCAUCAGAGCCUCCAGUCACCACCAACGGCAUCCCCGCUUGUUAGUAGUCCAUCCACAUUGCCACAGCAGACGACUACGACGCUCAAUUUGCAGGGGAUAAGUUUGUCCAGCCUCCAGAAUGCCAUGGCCACAAUCCCGGGGACCUUUCAGAAUGUCCAAAUUCAAAUCCCAGGGCUGGCACAAUCACUCUCCCUGCCAAUUGGUGGUGCUGGCACAACCUUUGCCACAUCCACGAGUCAAGCCACGGGACUCCUUGUUAAUACGGUGCACUCUGGGACACUAAGCAGUAUUCCCGGAUCUGGGACACAGACGGUCGUCCUUACAAACUCCGCCACCGAUUCUGGGGCUUCCAUGCUAUCUCUACCUGUGGCUCAUGUUGUCACCACCGGCCUCAAGGGCAUCAAUCACCCCAAUCUGCGUUCCAAUUUAGCCGCAACGGCAAGUACGAGCGGCCAGACUGUCACGAAUGCCGCCGCACCAUCAAUUCAGCUAUUUAGUACACUCAUGCAGAGCGGCGUACCACUAUCCCUGGCGCCGGCGGGUACGGCAACAGUCAAACAGAAGCCAAUCAUUAUCUCAGAGCAACAAGCAACAGUAGCGCAGCAGAAGCAGCAGGUACUCAAUUCCGUGAAGAAAAUUGCAACAACUUCUAAUGCUCUACAUGCGAAUGCCAUCCAGCAAGCCAGCAUCAAUGCUGGUCAACUGGUGCUGCCGGCACAAAAUUUGCAGCUUAAAUUCCACAAACAGCCAACGGUUGCGGCAUUCGAUGCCGGUGGUGGGAACCAGCAGCAGAUGGUGGUGUCCCCCGUGGCGCAGGGUGUCCCAAAGAGCGACGACCAGGCAGCUGGGCAGCCAACGUUCGAGGAGAUUUACCCAAAUUUAUAAUAUUCAGCUGAUGCAACUCAUUUCACGUGUCAGAUGAGGAUUGUGCUGCUGGAGUGAUGCCGCUCGACGUGGGGGACACGAUGCGAUGGAAGAGGGGAUGCCUGAGCUGGUGGAUGCGUAGGUGGUGCGCACAUACAGGGUGCCACCGUCGUACCACCCGCAACUGCGUGUGUGUGUAUGUGUGAGAGUAUGCGAGAAAAAUGAGAGAUGGGAGAGAGAGAGAAAGAGAAAAUAAAGAGAAAUUUUCAAUGUUGA
This is a messenger RNA of Lutzomyia longipalpis, 4052 nucleotides long. RefSeq names its product transcription factor SPT20 homolog (gene Spt20). Gene Ontology annotation, molecular function: transcription coregulator activity. The record is from RefSeq and is a predicted model, not a curated record. NCBI's taxonomy places the organism in Eukaryota, Metazoa, Arthropoda, Insecta, Diptera, Psychodidae. The transcript is spliced from 6 exons. Gene Ontology annotation, cellular component: SAGA complex. Gene Ontology annotation, biological process: regulation of transcription by RNA polymerase II. The coding region runs from base 258 to 3797 and encodes 1179 amino acids.